This is a messenger RNA of Humulus lupulus (European hop), 687 nucleotides long. Its product is annotated as protein FAR1-RELATED SEQUENCE 5-like. Gene Ontology annotation, biological process: regulation of DNA-templated transcription. The record is from RefSeq and is a predicted model, not a curated record. The transcript has 2 exons. NCBI's taxonomy places the organism in Eukaryota, Viridiplantae, Streptophyta, Magnoliopsida, Rosales, Cannabaceae. The coding region runs from base 1 to 687 and encodes 228 amino acids.
AUGUCGAUGCGACAAUCAGGUAUACACACCUGCCACAUAUUCAACCACCUAGCACAAGAAAGAGGAGGACAUGAGUAUGUUGCCUUCCUGAAAAAGGAUCUUUACAAUUGGAUUGGUCGCCAAAGACUAGUUGAAGACGAAGAAAAAACUAAUGCUGAAGGAGCAUUGGGGUACUUGGGAUGUCUGGGCCGCCCUGAUGCUGACUUUUUUGAGACACACUCAAUUGAUGUAGAAAAUAGGUUGGCAGAACUAUUUUGUCAUCGUGAUUAUGCUUGUUUUGGGGACAUUAUGGCUUUCGACACCACCUAUAAGAAGAACUCGUACAAUAAGCCCCUACUUAUCUUUGUUGGGCUGAAUCACCAUUACAUGACAAUAGUCUUUGUAGUUGCUUUGCUAUACAAUGAGACCAAGGAGACAUAUAUUUUGGGUUUAGAGGAAUUUCUAGAGUGCAUGAAAACAAACCACCUCCUGUGGUGGUCAUCAAUGAAUAAUAUAACUAUUAAUGUGCCUCAUCCUGUUUUCAAGUCCAAGUUCAAUGAACUACUUUAUCAAUACUGUACCGAGGAAGAGUUUGAGGAUACAUGGAAGAGCAUGGUUUCUGAAUUUGAAUUUGAGGAUAGUCGAUGGGCAACAACUACCUACAAUAAUAGGAGGAGUUGGGCAGAAUGUUUCCAACGAGGGCAUUAA